This is a messenger RNA of Symbiodinium sp. CCMP2456, 2721 nucleotides long. The record is from the annotation of a GenBank genome assembly. Lineage: Eukaryota; Dinophyceae; Suessiales; Symbiodiniaceae.
AUGCCGGAUCUCGCACAACAAGUGGGAAGUGCAGCGAUUUUUCUUGCUGGCGACAGGCUCUGCCGCAGUCAUGUUGGAAAGAAGGCAAGUGCUGCCUUGGAAGUGGCCUUAAGCGCGUUGAUCUGCUGGCUUUUCCCUGAUGAUAGCCAUUUCGGCCGGACGCAUGGAGGUGGUGUUCGAGCCAUUGCUGGUGUAGCUUGCGCACACGGCUUGUUGCUCCUCAAAGCACGCAGGCACACAAAGCUUGCAAAGCAAGUUGGUCGGGUCCUCACGCGGGAACAGCGGGCAGUCUUUUGGCCUGAGCUAUUCCGUGAUGUGACGGCUUCCCGGAGAGAGGUGGCAGUUCAUGAGUUGAUGCAUUUGCAGUUGCUUGCAGUGCGCGGACAGGGCAUGUGCCUUACACACUAUGGUGCUACUGCGGACGACUUGAACAUCCUGUACCAGUGGUUCGGGCCUUCUCGUUAUGUGGGCAAGGCUCGUUUGGUCCGUGACUCUCGGCCGCAAGUACCAGGUGUUGGACAACGGUUUUUGGAGCAUUUUCUGCGCUGGAAGCGACCGCACCUCAAAGGUGCGGAUGUUACACGCUAUGCAAAGUUUAGGCGCACCUCCGCUACCGGCAUGGCCUUCCUAGUUUGCAGAGCAGGCCCUGAGCGGAUGAUCAGUGCCGCUGAAAUUGUGGAGAUACGGCGCCACUGCCCGGAGGCCAAUGUUCAGGGCAACCCGCUUGCACAACGUCAGCGUGUGACCCGGCGCUCCAGGCCGCCUGCUUCUCAGAGACGCCGUAGCCAGUACGCUGCCAAAGCCUUCCCAGGAACCUUUGAAGGGCCCUUUGCUGGCCAGCAACUGCAGGCUGCUCUGAAAACAAUUGGACGUGCUCGUGACUGGCAUGACAGGUUCCAGCAUCCGGACCUUGGGCAGUUACUCCAGUACAACUUUCGCCGUGGAUAUGCGCACUACGUCCAAGCGUGGAUGGCCUCUACUGGCUGCAUUGGGCCGGUCAACAUCUAUAGCCGGCAGAAGUGGAAGCUCCUGGCGAUGUUUCUGGGGACAUUUGGCUGCGAGAUUGAUUGGGCACUCCUGGACAAGCACUGGGGCGCGCCUUGCGCCAUGAUUGAGCUAUGGUCCAAACUCCGCCGGUUCGAUUGGUCUGUCGUUGGCGGUGCUGACCCGCUGACCUUCGAUAUGGCUCAGGAACGCACACAUUUUCAGCGCAGCCACGCACCCUACGCCUUGCUCCGGGAUAGCUUGCAGUUCCCACGUGGCCACGUUGUCUGCCCAGAUGACAAGGUGCGCCAGUUUAGAUGGGUCAUGCCCUACACGGCGUACUUCCUUUUGAUUGCAUGGUUUGUUUCUGUCUCGCAAACGUGGACCACUUCUUCCAUGUCUACUGAUGAGGCAAAUUCCUGGUGCCGCGCUAUGCUUUUGGCCCUAGUGCCGCCCCUGCUGCAUGCAAGGAUGGGCAUUACACGCCGAGGCUGGUUCCUUCCAUACAUGUACGGGACCGUGAAAGCCAAAUGCUUUGGAUCUGGCCCUGAUGCGGGUAAACAUGUCUGCAACAAGCCUGGACAUUCAUGCUUGCGCCGCAUCGUCUCAUAUGCUACAUGGAAAGCACGCCGCAGUUGGCGUGCAGCUGGCCGUGCACUGAGUUUUAUUGCCCAGAGCGUCCUUCUGACUGAUGAGGUGCCGUCUUUAAAGCAGGCCAGGCCCUUUAUGGCUGAGGGCCUGGAACGUUUGCAGCCUUGCCGGGAAGUACAUGUCUGUGAUCGCUGCCAUGGCCCAUGCGAAGGAUUGCAAGGCAUCGUGGCUGAUGCUGGCCAGUUCUUCGAAGCCGUGCAAGUCCCUGAUGCUUGUGAGGCGGCUGACCGCGUUCUGAACUUAGCUGAGCUUGAUGGCCACUCCUCAGUCACUGUUGCUGGGAAGAAACAUGUUUUCUUUGGUGGGAGCAUCUACCGCUCCAUGCAGCAGUGCCUUGUCUUCUCGUUGGAGGAGCUUUAUUGGCUAUUCACUGCAGCUUGCAACAUGCGGUUUGCCCACACAGUCGAGCCCUAUGCGAGGGCUGCCUACGGGAUGGGAUACGCCAUGUUUAUGCAGUGCCGUUUGAAGUGGAAGGCCAUGGUCGUGGUCCUCAUCCUCGUGAUCGUGAGCGACAAGCCUUGCCACGUUACCCUCAGACUCCUGCGCAGACAGUUCGCCUGGAAGUCGCUGUUGUUGGUGAUGGGCGCUCGUCAUCCUUCAACAAUGGGUAUGGCCGUGAAAGGGAUGAAGGGGCGAAUGGUCGUCACCGUGAUCGCUCCCGUGGCCGUGGCAAGCGUCGACAUGGCUUUCGCCUCCAGAGCAGAUCGGAAAACGGAGGCUAAACAAGCUGAAGAUCGGUUGAUGGCUGAAAUGCAAAAGAUGCGAGCUGAGCUGGCCCGCAAAACUGCAGAGCCGUCCACACCGAAGAGGCGCUCAACACGGCAUCCGGAAGUGCAGUGGACUCCCAAGAUACAUGCCCACUUACAGUCUUUGUGCGCGUUCAUGUGUAAUGGGGAGAAGAUACACCUCGUGGAUGCCUCGAGAGUCCACGGAUGGGAAGAUAUUCAGGAGCAGUUGCAGGCCCACUCUGCACCGACUCUCAAGAAGUACUUGGCUACAAAGGUUCCUGCGUCAGAGGUGCCCCGCACCAAGCCAGCGAUUAUUGCAGCAAUUGUGGCCCUAGUGUCAGAAGCAGUGCGGGUCUGA